ACACGCCGGGACCAACUGCUGGGAGCUCCCGCAAUCGCAGCCUCCGUUCUCAACGGCGGGCUCCACCGUUCUCCUUUCCCCGCCUUUUUACACCCCCCGUCGGCCGCCUGCUCCCGUCCCGCCAAGAGGCGCGCGCCAUGGACCCCCCGCGGGCCGCUCCGCUCGCGCACAUUUUCAAAGGGACCUUCAUCCACUCCACCUGCGCCUCGCCCAUGGUCAUCCUGCAAGGCCACCUGUUGGGUGUAGAGGAGAGCGGGAAGAUCGCGUUUGUUGAACCAGCUGACAGACAAGACAAACUAGUGAAGAAGUGGGGAUUUAAAGCAUCUGAUAUACAAGAGCUCAGUAAUAAUGAAUUCUUCAUGCCAGGUUUGGUUGAUGCACAUAUCCAUGCCCCACAGUAUUACUUUACAGGGAUACAAGGAAAUCUGACUCUUUUGAAAUGGUUGGAAAAAACCACUUAUCCAGUAGAGGCUGAAUUCAAAAAAAUUGAUUUUGCUGAAGAAGUGUACACUAGAGCUGUGAGGCGAACACUCAAGAAUGGUACAACUACAGCUUGCUAUUUUGCCACAAUUCACACAGAUGCUGCUUUGCUUCUGGCUGACAUUAUAGAUAAAUUUGGCCAGAGGGCAUUUGUUGGUAAAGUUUGCAUGGAUAUUAAUGAAACCUUCCCAGAAUAUAAGGAGACCACCAAAGAAUCAAUUGAGGAAACUGAAAGAUUUGUUCAAGGAAUACUGGGAAAAAAGUAUCCAAGAAUACUUCCUAUAGUAACACCCCGUUUUGGGCCAUCUUGUACAGAGGAAUUACUUAGUAGCCUUGGUAACCUGGCAGAGACUCAUGAUAUUCAUAUACAGAGCCACAUAAGUGAGUCUAAAGGGGAGCUCAGACUUAUAAAAAGCACAUUUCCACAUUAUCAACAUUAUACAGAGCUAUAUGAUAAAAAUAAGCUGCUUACAAAUAAGACUAUAAUGGCUCAUGGCUGCUAUCUUUCUGAUGAAGAGCUGGACAUAUUUAAACGUAGAGGAGCUGCCAUUGUACAUUGUCCUAAUUCAAACAUAUCAUUAAAGAGUGGCCUUUUAAACGCAAGGAAGAUUCUGAACUACAAUGUAAAACUUGGAUUAGGCACAGAUGUUGCUGGUGGCUAUUCUGCUUCCAUGCUUGAUGCUAUCAGAAAUGCGAUUGUGAUAUCUAAAGUCCUUCAUCAUAUUAGUGAAGCAGAUGAAAAAGUCUUAACUCUGAAGGAGGCAUUCCGACUAGCAACUCUUGCAGGAAGUCAAGCUUUAGGAUUAGAUCAUAUAAUUGGAAAUUUUGAAGUUGGCAAGGAAUUUGAUGCACUGCUUAUCAACGCCAAAGCUUCAGAUAGUCCUUUUGAUCUAUUUGCUUCUGACCAUAUUGAGUGAUGACAGAAAUAUUGAGGGGGUGUAUGUUGCUGGCAAACUGGUGGUUCCAUUUUCAAGCUCUGUGUAAAUUGGAUUCCCAUUCUGAAAAAUGCUCAACUAGUUAUCGUUUGAUUUGGAAGAACUGGGCAGAAAUGCAGUGCCUUGUUGUUAUGCUGCUUUUAUUUAGUAUGUUUCUGAUAUGCACAAGAAAGGUGAUCAACUUGGCGGUGACAAAACAAAUAUAUAUAUAUAUGCCAAAAAUCUAUCUCUUUUGAACAGGACAGAAUAUAACUCUAAAAUCCCAAAUCCUAAAAAUGUAUCUGAUGAGAAUUUAGAGAUCUUAUUUGUGAAUAUAUUACAAUUACUCUCAUUGACUUAGAAACAAAACACACUUGUUUUGGGUGGUGUCCAUUUUCUACAACUUUUCUCCUUUAAUAGACAUCAUGUGAUCUUGGCAGGGUUUCCCAAUCAGGAAUUGAAAAAUCUGUUUCCUUUUCUCUCUUCAGGGGAGUGACAUGUCUCCUGAACCUUUCACCUUUCCAUUUGUCCAUCUAGAGUGCAGAUUGUUUAACUGCAAAUAUGGCAUGAUGAAUGAGGAUAUAAAAAGAAGAGAGUCAGCUCCCAUGUUCACAGUUUAUGUCACCCAGGAUGGCUUUGUUCACACAUAACGCAAAGCUGUAAUGUGGUUAUUUUAAAUUUGGAUUAAUAUGAUGGAUUCAUUAUGGAUGCAUUUCAAGUGAGAAAAAGGCCCUUUUUAGUAUGAGGAUAAGGCUGUAGCCUUGAUAUUUUAUUGAUAGGGGUCAAUUGGGUGCAAUCUAAUUAGAAGUGUUUGUUCAAAUUGUAAAUUCAUUCUUACCCUACAGUUCAAAGCAAUCUUGACAAUCAAAUCAAUAUGGAAAAGGGGGCUUUUGUUUUAGAAUAUGAUCUCUGAGUUUAAUAUUUGUAUAACUGCUCUAUUUUACUCUGAAAAAGUCUAUAAAGCACAUAGGAUAAAUAUUCAGUAAAUAGAACAAUUAAACUAUUGUUUUUUUUUUACCUUGCAACCCAGAGAUGGCAGGUAUAAGUAUGAUAGAUUUGCACAAAACACUUUUGGAGGAAUGUGUGCUUUUUAGGAUCAUUAUUGGUUUUUCUAGUUUUGGGGAGGAUAAUUUUAGAAUUCUAUUAUGCAGCAGUUGCCUCUGAGAGAUUCUCAGUGGGAAAUAAACUUUUGUUGAUAAUUGUAUAAAUAAAAUAAGACACUUUUUAAAGGGAUUUGUCUCUAAACAUUUUGGAAAGCCUGUUGAAAACUGUCAACCAUCUCUCAGUACACGCGAUGCCUUCUUCAUCCGCCUCUUUGUUCCCCCUCAGCAUGAAGUUGAGCUGAAAAGGUUGGGGCAGCUGGAAAAAGAGCCUUGGAACUUUACGUAGGAGAAAAGAGAAGUCUAAAUGUCUGUUUUGUGAAAAAGAAGCAUUUUGAAUGAUAAAUUGAAAUUAUUUGAAUUUCCAUCUUACUGUACCAUUUAUUAACCUUCUGUUUGAAGAUAUUAAUGAGAACGAAUAUAAUUUGUGCUUUGUGGAGUUAGUUGAAUGAUUUUGGUGUGGCUGUUGGAUUUCAGCAGUAUAAAAUGUUGACUUAGCUUUACUAUGCAUGCUUUACAAUAUUUGCAAAACAGAAGUCUAGGGGAACUCAGGAAAGGAACAGCACUUUAUUCACUUAUCUAUUUUAUUUUACUUUUUCAAAUAUAGUAAGCCUGUGAAAGGAGGAAAAAAAUGGUCCAACCUCUGCAUUUAUGCCAAAAACAAACUUUUAUUCCUGCUGAUAAAAAAAAAGUCAAAUAUGCAUUAGAAGUCAAGGAAGGAGAAAUAUAAUAUUUCACAGAACUAUAUUUGUUGCACUAAGAAGUUAACUUGAUUUAGUUUUAUAGUUUGAGUAUCAGCAUUUUAGUGAACUCAGCUAGCCAUGAAAUAUGAUGGUUAAACCAUGGCUUAACAUGAUCUGUCCACCUAUUACAGGUCUCAUUCAUAAGAUAUGCUAAAAUUGUCUUUAUCUUAUUUAAAUACAUACUAUAGAGUAUAUAAUAUAUACUGUAUUAAUAAUAGUAUACUAUUUGAUUAUAUUAAACUAAAAUAUAUUUAUACAUAUGUGUUGACAAAGUCAUAUAAAAUUGAAAUGAAGGAAUAAAGAAAAGUGGAAAAAGCUUGGGAAAUUAAACAAGAAACAAAGUAUUUAAGACAGAACUAAACUUUAAAGUCCUCUUUAGAAAUAUAGAAAUUCAUUUUUUCCAGCAAACCAAAUAAAUGAUAGAUUAGCAUCACCUACAAGACCAAUUGCCUAGUUGGGUGGACUUUACUCUUGGUGUGAAAACAAUUAUGAUGUGUUGGGAGUAGGAGUGAAGGAGUAAACGUUCUCAUUUAUACCCUUUGGAAAAACCAAUUACCUGGAUACUAUGUUCUGCUGUUGAUAUUGCCUAUCAUGUACUGAUUUCCAUCACAUCGUAAAACCAUUUAAGCGCAUUUUUCAUCUCUUGUUUUGUCUGGUCCUCAAAUCAAUAUAACUAAAAGUAUGAUCCUUUAAAUGGUAUCUGUUUAUAAAAGUAUAGCAUAUUCAUAUCACUAAUAAAUUUGGAAAGCUGCUUGGAUAUAUUGCUAAUUAGAGCGGGAACGUGUGGGAGAGAAGUUGGCCUCAACAGCAUUGGGGUAGGCAGAGUCAAAAAAGGGCAACAUGAUGGUUAUGGAGUCUGAAUUGCCCCACCCCUUUCCCUACACCUCCUGCACAUGGCUUUCUCUUUUUCACCCGCAUUCCAAUCUUGGUAUGAAAAGUGCUUGGCAUGAAGAGUGCUAUAAUUUUAUUGUACAGCUUUUGGUUGAUAGGAAAAAAUGAUGUGAAUUAAUCUUACCAGAUUUUUAUUUUUCUGACUGUAUACUUUCAAAUGCAACUCCUCCCCCCCAAAUAAUUUGUUGCUGUGUAUUCCAACUGCUUGAUUAUUGUUAGCUAUAAAUGAGCCCCUCUGUGCUUGGUUAACAGAAUAAAGAAGAUAUGUUUACUAUGUU
Thamnophis sirtalis is the source of this 4406-nucleotide messenger RNA. The record is from RefSeq and is a predicted model, not a curated record. Lineage: Eukaryota; Metazoa; Chordata; Lepidosauria; Squamata; Natricidae.